Lithohypha guttulata is the source of this 1287-nucleotide messenger RNA. RefSeq lists its product as uncharacterized. The coding region runs from base 1 to 1287 and encodes 428 amino acids. The transcript has 2 exons. The record is from RefSeq and is a predicted model, not a curated record. NCBI's taxonomy places the organism in Eukaryota, Fungi, Ascomycota, Eurotiomycetes, Chaetothyriales, Trichomeriaceae.
AUGGAGAUGACACACCCAAACAUGGGGAACGAGCAAAACUCGGACUCUGAUGUGCAGAUUGCACAAGCCAAGGUACAGCAGUCUAAACGUGCAAGACCACGACUGAUCAUCAUAGGAAGGCCUAGCACUGUGCCAGAGGCGGAGCAAGACCUACAUCUCGAUAUCGCUACGACCUUCAAACGUCCCGCUCUGCAGCGACAUAAUGCCUUGAGGUUGAAGCCGAAGCCGUUGGAUAUCCGACGUGCCAACCGAGUCGAACAAAACUCGGCGCUGCAGGACGCUAAGAGUGCUGAGCUCAAUGAGCCCCUGUAUGCUGUAAAGGGCCCAGGGGUACCGCAGCAACAACCACAACGACAGCAGCAAUCAUCUAUCGAUACAGACGACUUCAAAGGAGUCAAAUAUGCCGCAUGCCGACGAGGUUCGCGCGGCCGACCUGACACUCCCAUCCCGACAGCUAACAUGGUCACCAUGACACCGAAGAUGAGGAGGAAGAAAGCUUAUUCAUCACUCAUCAGCAUCAGCGAGAGGCAGUCGAGUCUUACCUCUAACAAUCAGGCAAGCACAAUCGUUGCGAAGACAUCCUUUAGCAAGUCUGAUGCCAAUCUACUCCAUGUACAACACUCGAGCACGACAGCUGGCAAUAAUAGCAUUCCGCGUCGACAUUCUGCACCGAAUACCUCACCAACUAAACUCGAGCGAAAACAGCCUAAACUAACACCCCUUGCUGCAGUUUACCCAAAGACAUUGCCUGCAUCAACUCAAAAGUACAAAGGAAAACCAGCAGAUAUUGAUGGAGCCGUUAAAGCAGCCGCCGAUUCUCACCAUGUGCACACGCUCCUCAAACAUCUCUCUGGACUGCGAAUACUCUACGCAUCCAGCUUAGACCAACUACUCCACAAGCAGAAACCUGGCCGAGUCAGGAACGCCUUCUCCAAGCUCGCGAAUACACGCAAUCGCUGCGAAGCAGAAACCCUUGCCCAAGAGAUUGAAACUCUGAAAGGCCAUCUAGAGACUCUCAAUAGUUGGGCUGCUCAAUUGCAGCGUGCUGAUGCCAUCCUGAACAGUGUGGUCAGGAGAAAGGAGCCUGUGGGAUAUGCUAGCAUCGAGUCAGACGUGCAGCGGAUCAUCCACGGAGUGGAGGAGUUCCUGGCAGCGACUGAGGAGCGACGGACAAGCAAAGAUGAACAAACAAGCAAUUUCCAGCACCAGUCUCAGCAUGAGCAGGGAAGGAACAGUGUUGCCAUGAGCAUACUAAGCACUUGGAGCGAAGAACUCGACCGCGAAUAG